AUGUCUUCUUCUUGGGACACUCCCUAUCGGAGGGCUCCAAUGCCUGAGACUGUGGUGAAAAUUAUCGGGAGUAAACAUUACCGAUUCCUGGUGGAAAAGCCAAAGACUCAGGUGAAGGAGACCACAGCAGCCAAAGCUCAGCCUGAGCUGGGGCCAUUGGUACCCCAUCAUGGAAGGCAGUUUGGAGAAAAUCCACCAGCUCUCAACAGUCCUACUGAUCCUAAAGUCAAGUUCAACCCUGGUUGCAGAGAGAGGAACAAAGGUGAAAAGGAAGAAGACAAAUCUAUCCUCGUAGGAGCAGGUAGUGGGAUCCUAAAAUGGGCAAAUGCUCAGUGUAGCUCCGUGCCCUCAGGAGACCAGUCGCUGUCCUACCUUCAUGGCCUCCCCAAACCCAGCCCAAUAGACUGGACCUUGGAACACAUGUCUAGAAAUGGCCCAGGUGGGCUCGAGAGCCUUGGUCUGAGAUCAAGUGAAGAUGAGUCUCUUCUGGACAUGGUAGGAAGAGAAUUCAAGGUGCAUCCUCCAAGUUCCGAUUUGCUGGACAAGCUAGAGAAGGAACUGAAGGUCUUGGAUCCCAUCUCUUCUGGACUUCUUCUUCAAUCCCAGCUGAGCCGAUUGCUAGUAAAGCAUGAGGUCCCUCUUCAGUUGCCCACUGUCAAGUUACUUUUCCAGAGGUUCACUCAGACCAGAUACUCAGAACUGAUCAAUUAUAAGAAGCUGCUGUGGUUUUUAAAGUUAGCUGCGUCAAGUGAAAGUCAAAAGAGGGAGACCCCGGCUGACAGUGUGCUGGCAAAAAAAGAGGAAUUCAACCAUCUUGGCCCAAGCUCAUCUUCUGAAGCCAGUGAUAACCUAACUGGGCUUCUCAGGAGUGCCCUGAAGCUAUCCAAGGACAAACUCAACAUUGAAAACCUUCACUUGAGUUUUCAUAAAGAAGACCAACCCUUCUCUGGCCACCUGCCACCCUCCAAGAUCAAGGCUAUUUGUGAGCAACAUGGACUCACUCUGUCCCCAUCACUGAUGGGGGCUUUGUGUAGCCACCAGGAUUUGAACAUACAGGAUGAAAUCAAAUGGCAAAAAUUGAUGGAGUUCUUGGUCAAAGCUUCCUCAGACAAGUCUUCUCCUUCACCCAAACCUGCAGGGACAAAGGAAGAAGUUUCAUCUACUGUUGCAGCCACUAAAGGUUCAGAGGAGGCUCAAAGCCCAACUGAGAAUCUCAAACACACAGAAGAUGGGGAGCCGCCCCCUGCAAACCCUGCUCCUGAGACAAGGGCCUCCAAAGAAGGCGAGGCUGGGAGGAAGAUCCGACCAGCCUCCCAGCCAUAUCUGAGCCAACUCAGGAACGAGGAGGCCCAGCGGGAGACAUGGAUGGACCGGUUCCGAAAGCUAGAAAAUGCCCUCUACUUGUGUGAUGUGAACAACACAGGUGUACUGGAGAAGGAACGAGCCAAGCGCCUCAUGCAUAACUACAAUCUCAUUUAUAACCUCGCCCUCAGCCCUCUGAAAAUUGAUCAGGCGGCCCGGAGGUUCCGACGGGGAGAGAACCUUCUGUUGGAGCCGGCGCUGCGGUACCUGAAGGAGCUGUGA
This is a messenger RNA of Trichosurus vulpecula (common brushtail), 1584 nucleotides long. RefSeq names its product chromosome 4 C1orf87 homolog (gene C4H1orf87). NCBI's taxonomy places the organism in Eukaryota, Metazoa, Chordata, Mammalia, Diprotodontia, Phalangeridae. The transcript is spliced from 11 exons. The coding region runs from base 1 to 1584 and encodes 527 amino acids. The record is from RefSeq and is a predicted model, not a curated record.